AUGUACAAGAGAGCAGCAUUAUUUUCAUCAGAUUUGUUGGCUAAUUUAUCAGAUAAUCAAUAUUUGCGUGAAAAUAUUGAAAGGCAGAUAGAUAAAGUCUAUGGAGAUGACUUUUCGGACGAAUGCCCCAAGCUUUCAGAAAAAUACUCGGUCUCUUUAUUGAAAAGUCAAAAUAUUGCGAUGGAAAAUAUCGAUUCAGUUGAAGAUAAAUUUGUUGGGAACUUUAAAUGUAUUCUAUGCCCCAAAAAAAUAAUUAUUAAUGAAGUUGACCUUAAUAAACAUCUUAAAUCUAGGCAGCACCUUAAUAUGGUGGAAAAAUGGCAAAAAAAACAGGAAAACUCAAGGAAAAUAAGAGAGAAGUUCAAUAUUUUCCACAAUUUGACCACUGCACAAGACCAUUUAGAUCAGGUUAAUUUUGAAGAUACAAAAGACUCUUGCUUAGCUGACACUCUGAAAUCAAAUAGAAAAAAUAAAAGGAAGAAAUCAAGAAACAAAGAUUUAUCUGAAGAACAAAUCAUAGCAAGGAAGGUUAAAUUUAUGAGGAAAAAGGAACGAAGACUGGCAAGAAAAUCUCAAAAAGCUGAAAUUAUUUGUUGA
Cryptosporidium ubiquitum is the source of this 597-nucleotide messenger RNA. RefSeq lists its product as uncharacterized. The record is from RefSeq and is a predicted model, not a curated record. The transcript has a single exon. Lineage: Eukaryota; Apicomplexa; Conoidasida; Eucoccidiorida; Cryptosporidiidae. The coding region runs from base 1 to 597 and encodes 198 amino acids.